This is a messenger RNA of Leptinotarsa decemlineata (Colorado potato beetle), 1967 nucleotides long. Its product is annotated as cytochrome P450 9e2. Gene Ontology annotation, molecular function: oxidoreductase activity, acting on paired donors, with incorporation or reduction of molecular oxygen; heme binding; monooxygenase activity. Lineage: Eukaryota; Metazoa; Arthropoda; Insecta; Coleoptera; Chrysomelidae. The record is from RefSeq and is a predicted model, not a curated record.
UAGUGACCUACCUACGAUCUCAUGCUAAGUACGCUACGUGAAUCGCUAUUAUUUUUGCUAAUUACUUAUUUCACCGUGUGUGCUCUAGACUCUGUGUCAUCUUCGACUGUUUGGUAACUCAUUUAACUUCCCGUUUUGUUGUACAAUCCAGUGAAGCUGAAGAAAGAACACUCCAAGAAAGGGCCCUUUCAGAAGCAGGGAUUUGUGCUAGAAAUUCGCUUUCAGAAGAUAAGGAUGUUUGGUAUUAUAAUUGGACUCACUGUGGUUCUCCUUUUCAUUUACUACUUCACCAUAAAACCACUGUAUUUUUGGGGGAAUCAAGGAGUUGAGCAAAAGCCGAUAGUGAAAGAGUUCAUGUUCAAUCUUUUUGGAAUUCUUCAACGCGAGAAUGCUGCAAUUGUUGUUCAGAAAAUCUAUAAUGAAUUUUCCAAUUUCAGAUACUGUGGUAUAAAUCAAUUGUACACACCAAUAUUAUUCGUGAGAGAUGCGGAGCUCAUUAAACAAAUGAUGGUGAAGGAUUUCGAAUACUUUACUGAUCAUAGAGAAUUUGUUUCGAAUAAUAACGAUCCAUUAUGGAGCAAAAACUUGUUUGCUCUCAAAGGUCCUGAAUGGCGCCUAAUGAGACCAAUUCUUAGUCCAUCAUUCACAAGCAGCAAAAUGAGGGCGAUGUUUUUCCUAAUGAGGGACGCUGCAGAGGACUUCGCGAAUCAUUUCCUGACACAAGAUGAGGAUGUAGUUGUUAUCGAAAUGAAAGAUACCUUCACUCAUUUUUGUAAUGACGUCAUAGCUACAACAGCAUUUGGAGUUGAAGUUGAUUCUCUAGCAAACCCAGAUACUGAAUUUUAUCGUAUGGGAAAGAAGGCCACAGAUCUCAGCAGACCUGGAAAACAGCUGAGAUUUAUCAUCAAUAUGGUUGCUCCAUGGAUCAGCAAGGUUCUGGGUGUGAAAUUUUUUGAAAAUGACGUUAGAGCGUUUUUCGAAAACCUUAUAAUUGGUGCCAUGAAAGAAAGAGAAGAAAAAGGUAUAGUGAGGCCUGAUAUGAUUCACUUACUAAUGGAAGCACGAAAACAUUGUAAAGAAGAUAAAAACAACAUUGCAGAAGAAGAAAGAAAACAAUCAAUUGAAAUUUCCGAUGAAAAUAUAGUAGCACAAGCUCUGCUAUUUUUCUUUGCUGGAUUCGACUCGGUUUCAACGAUGAUGUGUUUCAUGGCUCAUGAGUUAGCGGUCAAUACAGAUAUACAGGAAAAACUGAAGUUGGAAGUCCAUGAAACUUCUGAAACAUUGAACGGAAAAUUAACUUACGAUGCUUUAGUCAAUAUGAAGUACAUGGAUAUGGUAAUUUCAGAAACAUUGCGAAAAUGGCCAACACAGAUAGGAAUUGAAAGAUUGUGCACAAAACCAUAUACCAUAGAACCUAUUCUACCAGAAGAGAAGCCUAUUCAUUUGAAGAAGGGGUCAAUAAUAUUCAUUCCUACCUACGGAAUUCACCAUGACCCAGAACUGUUUCCAAACCCCGAAAGUUUUGAUCCUGAAAGAUUCAGUGAAGCUAAUAAAGCAAGUUUCAAUUCUUAUGCAUAUCAACCAUUUGGUAUGGGACCAAGGAAUUGCAUUGGAUCAAGAUAUGCUGCAAUGGAAAUAAAAAUAGCAUUUUUCUAUAUUUUAUUGAAUUUUGCCAUUGUUCCAGUCGAGAAAACCAAAAUUCCUCUAGUCUUAGCGAAGAGUAUGUUUCACCUAGGGGCUGAAGGUGGUUUCUGGUUGGGAUUGAAACGUUUGAAGAAAUGAAUUAUUAUUUCCAAGAUAUUCCUUGUAAUAUGUAUUUCAGAGAUCAGGCUUUGAAAGAAUAACUCAUUGUAUCCUAGCUUUCACACUUGGAUUAUUAACACAUUAAUAAGAUGAAUUCAUGUUCAAAUAUGAUUUCAACUCAUUGUAUAUGUUAUUGAAAACUAAUAAAAUUCGAUAAAACCAGA